AUGAGCAGGGCUGCUGCCAGGCCUGUGAAGCUUCGUGUGCCACGUGCCGGGGGCCCACCCAGGAAGACUGCACCAGCUGCCUCCUCGCAAGGUGGCAGCUGCGUGCAGCAAUGUGGGCCUGGCUUCUACACUGACCAGGAGGUGGGAGUCUGUGAGCCCUGUCACCAGGCCUGCUUGGCCUGCACCGGCCGGGGCUCCCACGAAUGCACCAGCUGUGGAGCUGGGCUGCAGCUGCGUCUGGGGAUGUGCCUGCCGCCCGCCCAGGCCCAGGAGGAAGGCAAGCUGUGGAAAGGUGCCUAUCUGUUGGCUCAGGCCUGCGUGGCCUCCUGUCCCCAAGGCACGUGGGCCUCGGACAGGAGUGGCCGCUGUGAGCACUGUGCUGAGGGCUGUGGCUCCUGCUCCACCGCCGACCGCUGCGCCACGUGCCGCAUGCAGCCGGACUUGCCGCUCUUCCUGCACGAAGUUCUCCCUUCCUGUCCCUGCCCACCCGUCGCAGAGUUCAUUUUCCAGAUCGUUUCCAUGGAGCGCCAUGCACAGGGCUUUUACGGCACAGACGGCCUCUGCGAACCGUGCAGCUCUCCCUGCAGAAUCUGCGAAGGAAAUGCCACCAACUGUCAGACCUGUGAAGAAGGGUUUGUCCUAGAUGGCAGAGAAUGCUGGGAAGCCUGUCCUGAGAAACACGUGGCUGUGGACGGGGUGUGCAGGCACUGUCCGGAGAUGUGUCAGGAGUGUCUCCAUGAGAGAACAUGCAAAGAGUGCAUGCCCGACUUCUUCCUGCAUGAAGACACAUGCCAUCAGUCCUGUCCCCAGGGCUCCUACUCACACGCAGGCCAGUGUAUCACCUGCCACGAAGACUGCCUCCAAUGCAGCGGCCCCAAGGCGGAUGACUGUGAGCAGUGUGCCGAUAUAUCUAAGUCCCUCUACAAGGGGCAGUGCCUGGACGAGUGCCCAGUGGGAGCUUACUACGAGGAAGAGACCGAGAGCUGCCAAGAUUGCCCCAAGUUCUGCCACACCUGCUCAUCACCCGGGACCUGUAUCACGUGUCGGAAAGGCUGGAAAAAGACCAAGCUCGGGAACUGCAUUCCGCACAGCGAGUGUGCGGCCAUUGAGUACUGGGAUGAGGCGGGGCACAGGUGUCGGCCAUGUCACCGCAAGUGCUGGCACUGCUCAGGGCCCAGGGAGGACCAGUGCGAAGCCUGCCCCAGGCCCAGCCUCCUUCUCAACUCGACGUGCGUGGGGGACUGCCCGGAGGGCUACUACGCGGAGGAGGACAGCCAUCGGUGCGUCCCGUGCCACAGCUCCUGCAGGACCUGUGAAGGGAAACACAGCCUGCAGUGUCUCUCCUGCCGGCCUGGCUGGCUCCAGCUGGGCAGAGAGUGUGUGCUUCGGUGCAGGGACGGAUAUUAUGCAGAAAACUCCAGUGGUCAUUGUAAGAAAUGCGACAAGAGAUGCAAGACCUGCGGGGGCCCGCAGCCCACAGACUGUCUGUCGUGUGACAAGUAUUUCUUCCUCCUCCGCUCCAAGGGGCAGUGUUACCGCACCUGCCCCCAGCAUUACCACGCAGAGCCACGCACUCAGACCUGUGAGAGAUGCCAUCCGACUUGCAAUGAAUGCAAAGGAACGCGAGCAUCGGAUUGCGUGUCUUGCGUGUGGAGUUACCACCUCAUGGGAGGAAUCUGCAAUUCGGACUGUUUGCUGGGGGAAUACCGCAUGGGAGAGGGAGAAAAUUUCAGUUGUGAAGCCUGCCACGCGAGCUGCAUGGAGUGCAAGGGGCCCGGCCCCAGGAACUGCACCGGGUGCCCCGCCGGCCUGCUGCUGCACCUGGACCACAGCCGCUGCCUCGGCUGCUGCAGCGCUGCCACUGACCCCCAGGACUGCUGCGACUGCCAGGAGACCACGGAGGAGUGCAUCCUGCCAGCAGGGAAGGCCAGGCCUGCGGCUGAACGUUCCAAGACGGCCCUGCUGGUCACCUCCUCCCUCAUGCUGCUGCUCCUGCUGGGGGCCUCGGUGGUUAUCUGGAAGAAGCCCUGGAGCCGAGUCCAGCCGGUGGAAAAGGCAGGCUAUGAAAAGCUGUCUAACCCUAGCCAGCCUCACUCUUCCUACAAGAGCAGCUAUCUCCAGAGCACCAGCUUUGAAGAUCAGGUGAUCGAGUACAGGGACCGGGACUAUGAUGAGGAUGACAAAGAUGACAUUGUCUACAUGGGCCAAGAUGGCACUGUCUACCGGAAGUUUAAGUAUGGGCUGCUGGAUGACGAGGAGGAGGGCGAGCUGGAAUAUGAUGAUGAGAGUUACUCCUACUCGUGAACAGGGCCCCCCCCCACUCCCUCCCCCACCCCCACCCC
This is a messenger RNA of Dipodomys spectabilis (banner-tailed kangaroo rat), 2342 nucleotides long. Its product is annotated as proprotein convertase subtilisin/kexin type 5-like. Bases 1 to 2304 code for a protein of 767 amino acids. The record is from RefSeq and is a predicted model, not a curated record. The transcript has 12 exons. Lineage: Eukaryota; Metazoa; Chordata; Mammalia; Rodentia; Heteromyidae.